AUGUUGACGUCUCCAAACCGAGGUCGAGGUCAACAAAAGUUGGCAAGUUCGCCCUCAGGCAAGAGCUGCUCCAAGCAACUCCUCAGCGACCCAUCCUGUGGGCAAUCGGGAGCCUCCAAUUCCAACUCGGCCCACUCAUCCCGAUCCACUUCACCCAUGAACAGCGUGUUUCGCUCGCUCAAAAGAGCUCGCUUCCUUCGGGACAAAUUCUCCAAGCGUUCCUUCUCGGAUUCGAGCGUUUCCAUGGAUCAAACGGGGAGGAUCAUCAAAGGCAGUGCUGGAACAUCCCCCAGUCGCCUUUUGUAUCCCAAGUAUGAGUUUGGCGUGGAGCAGCGCUCGACAUCCAUGAUAGUACACAAUAACCAUAGCCAACACAAUCGGACUGCGGCGGUUCGUGGCAACUCGACCCUCAUCUCGCCCAAAAGUGGAUUAACGUCUCCCAAACCGUUGGGUCGGCGGAUCCAGUCGGCAUUUUCGUCUCCACAAGAUGGCAAUAAACGGCUCACACCUGAAGAUUUGUGGAAUUCCAUUGGUCUGAACCUCGAGGAUGGAUCCAGUGGCGUGUACUCAUUGCUCAACAUUGACGUGUGUGGUUGUGCAAGUGUGGGAGGUGGCGGGUUUUCCGAACCCUUAGGUCAUUGGCGCGAAGAGAUGAACGACAAACCCAUCCGGACUCAAACAAAAUGUGUUCGUAAUUUGGCAAGUGGAACUCAAUCUGGUCACAAACACUCCUCGGAGUGUGUUCCUUUGAGCAUCAAGGAAGUUGAGAGAUCUAGCCUCUUGUGUAAACAUACUGUGGGACAAGUCGGCGUGUCUCCUUCUGUGUCUUUGAACACAGAUCAGGGUGGUUCGAAAUUUACUAACGGAGCUGGAGGACACUCAUGGAUGGGCCUCGUGCCUAGCUAUCCUCCGCAUUCUACUUUGGCCACGACCACUGAUCCGUCCUCCAAGUCGGAUUUGUCCUCGCUUUCGAAUUGUGCCAAGUGCGUGUGUGGCGUAAGUAAGGGAAUGGCCACGACAAGAUCAAACAUUGUUGGCUCUCAACCAUUGGAUCGCAAUCACUUGACCUUGGUCCACACGACAACCUCAGAGGAGGACAAUAAAAAUCAAUGUCGUAGCAGUGCCGGUGGAUGCGGUGGUAGUGCUGGGGGAUCUAGUUAUGCCAAGAGUCCCAAUGCUAAUAUCUCAAGGAGAAUGAGAAAUGAUCUGAGCACUCCUCCACGUGCCACCACUCUAUCGAAGAAAGCCAUAGCUAAUGAGGAGUCUUCCGCUAUGAGUUGUCAUGAGCUCGUAGAAAAUGCACGCCUCAGUCACGGCCUCCAGAGCCGGGAGAAGCCACGAGAUGGAAACAAUUAUGACUUGCAAACAUCAUUCAUUGGUGGUAGUGGUAGUGGUGGUGGUUGUGGUGGAGCCUUAUCCUCCUCCUCUUCACCGAGUGUGACAUGCCCCAGUUUUAUGGCGCCUAACUAUGAGACCGUUGAGCCAUCGAGCGUGGUCGGGGCGUCAAAGCUGAGACGCAAUCAUGAUCCCAGUCGUUCGAGAUCAUCAUCUUCGUCGUCGUCGUCAGUGAGGCUUGACGAUAGAGGGGAUUUUGGAUCAUCAUCAAGGGAGCUCCGAGAACAACGAUUGAAUUGUAAAGGCAUACGCAGCGGGCAACUAGGAGACCUCCUAGUAGCCCAGAGGGCGAGGAACUCGCCAACUACUAAGACGCCUGAGCAACUAGAACAAAGUCGCGUCAAAGACGACGAGAAGUCGGAGGAACAAGAAUGUGGAACAGAGGUGCGAGCUGAUGACUCCAGUGGAGGUCGUCCGUCUCCAGGAACAACAAACAACAUCUUCUAUCGUCAUGAAGUUGUGGAGGGGUGUUCGGUGGGCAGGAAUCCUGAGAGCUUCGAUGAAUCCUUCGACUUGAGCUCAGUGUCUAACUUAUGUGCCACCACGCCACAAAAGGGAAGUGAAAAACGCUCCUCCUGGAAUGUAACGACUCUCGGUGGAAUUGCGAACACUUUGGAACAGAUCCCCAAAAGUGAACAGAUCAAGCCCAAUGCACUCGCACCCGACUACCAGAAGACUACAACUAGUGUGUCCACCCCAGUAGAGAGAGAUGUAGUCCAGAAGCCUGUUGGACAGCCACAAACAUCCCUCAGAAUAGUUUCGGACGUGCCUGGUGAGAUGGAACGCGAAGAGCUCAUGGACCGCUUGGAGCAAAGUUUAGGUUACUCCACAUGCAGACUGCCUCGAGUCCUCACCGUAGCUCAACGUCGACGAGCGGGGAUGGUCAAGCAAUGGUCCAUGGAUGAAACAAAGUCCUGGUUCUACUCCCGCUCGUCCAGUUUGGAUCGUCAAGGUCCCCACCUGGCCACUCAAGACGAGGAUCCGUCCAACUCAGGAACGUCAUCCCCUUUGACCUCAUCGGCGAUUCCUUUUGCCACUGGUGGUGGUGUUGGUGGUGGCGGUGGUGGUGGUGUUACUGCUGCUGCUGCUCCUCCUUCCGUAGGGAUUUCUUCGGCUGCCAAGUUAUCCUCGGCGGGCACCUCAUUGUCAGGUGAGAAACGACGGAGAUUCUUUCAACGCAAGAAUACUUGCAGUGCCCCUGCAUCUUCGACUGAAAGUGUGGACUCCUCAUUACCAAGUCGUAAGAGUUCUCAAGAGAGUUCUUCCGUGAGUGCAGUGAGCAAGGUUCUGGAGGAGGUCUUUCGAACCUCCACCCUUCUGAAUUGGGACAGUGAUCUUGAUAUAUUUCCAUCGCCUGGAACUUCCCAAGCCAUUCAUUCUCAUUUGAGUUCCACCAUGUCGCCUCCAACUGUUAUAUCAGGUUUGGUGAGGAGUCGAGAUGGAAGUCACCUCAGUCCAAACACUCAACCCUACAUCAGUCUUCCAUCACCCAACAUUCAAUCAGCCAAGCCCACCGUCCCUGGUGGUCUAUCCACUCACGAUGCAGAUGACGAUGAGGAUCAAGGCAGUCAUCUGCAUCAAUCCGGACCGGAUUGCACACAUCUUGUGAGGCGAGGUGCUUUGGUCCCACCCAAGAUGGACCCGGAUGAUGAUCCUGGAGGAUCGAGUAUGAGCAAUGAUGACGAAGGAUGCGGUUCAUCCCAUUUGGACCAAAGUACAACCUCACGAAACAGCGGAAACAACCCUGGUUCCACCAUCAGUUCCAACUUGGAACAUGUGGGCGAGGUCCCGGGUUGUGGAUCCAACACCUUGUCGGUCCCGGGAUCAGAAUCCAGCUGUGGCCACAAGUCCACGAGUGGGCGGUCCAUUCCUCCCAGACGAAGCUCAGUGGUGGUCAUUCCACCCAUGCAAGUCUGUCCGGGGGACCUUCUGGUCUAUUCCAAAGCUCUGACGCAUCGAGGCAACUACCUGGAGCUCGACGGUUCAACUACCAGCCUCUCCAAUGAACAAGAUCAUAGCCAUGCCGUGACCUCCUCAUCAAGGAAGUCCAAGAACACGUGGUCCCUUCUCAAAUUGUUUGACCGUGAUAAGAAACCUAAGAGCGAAAGCCCUGGAGGAUUAGAAGAGGUCCUGGCCAACAUGUCUCAAUCCGAAUUCACUGACGAACAACUCCCCAGGCUAUGUGGGAUUCAGUGGUUUGAUUUUGUGGAACUCGUGGACAUGGAACGUCGAGGCCGAGUGCCAUGGUUGUCCAACCAUCAUCAUCACCAUCAAAGGGAUCUCGAAUCACCGAGAAAUGAUUUGCCCGAGUCGCUCAAGACCGAGAUGGCCCAUGACCAACAACCGUGUUCCGACAUUGACGGCCUUAUCGGAAGAGAUCAGGAUCAGCAACAGCUCUUGGAUUCGUCCGAGGACCUCGUCACAGAUUUGGUGAACGUUUCCCAAUCCGGACUCGACACCAAUGGAAGUCUACGCUCCAAAUUAGCGCCUGCUCAUCGUCAACGUGUUUCCCGACUGAAGCGCACUCAAAGUGAACGGGCGCCUGAAGGUGGAGCAGCACUACAUAACUUAAAGAAGUUCGGUCCCAAUGGAAGCUUCUCACCUCUGGCCAAAGUGGUGACACCUUUGAGUAGUCGAGGAUCAUCGCCAGAAACGAAGGCACCAGAUCAACAGUCGGUAACAAGUUUACCGAUUGCUAGUAAUGUCACUCGGCAACGUCGCCACAAUCUGGUCCAUUCCAUGUCCUUCACGGCCAAAGACAUCGAUCCGACACGUCGCAUUUUGGCCAGUCGGGAGUCCUUGACACGGGAGCAAAAGCGGAUCGACUCCGUGUGGGAUCUCUUCCAAAGCGAGAUUGCUUUUCUCGUGGACCACCUCAACGUCUUGAAGCAUGUCUACAUGGAACCACUCAAAAAAGUUCAAGUGGAAGGGUACAUUAUGUUUGCGGAGCCCGAGGUUCUCUUUGGAAAUCUAGACGAACUCUGCUGUGUCACUUAUUCCUUUUGUAAGGAAUUCCUUCACUUGUUGCUCAAUAUGGUGGAACCUGACGGGGAUUUGCCCGUCUCAAACCUAAUGAUAAGGCUCUUUGAGAAAGGGGGUCGAGCACGAACCCUAUCUCAGGCUUAUCAUCGCUAUGCUUUGAACUAUAUCAAUGCUCUCAACUACUUGGAGAGUCUCCGGAGACAGCCCGAGUUCUGCGAAUUUGAAAAGUGGUGCAAUCGUGAUCCUCGAUGCAAGAAACUUCAAUUGACCGACCUCUUGGUGGCUCCGGUUCAUCAUAUCAUGAAAAUACCCCUUGUGAUAAAGGAUAUUGAGGCCAAAACCGACACUCGAGAGGAGAAAGCCAUCAUUGCCCGGGUUCUAGAAAUGAAAGAAGCAUCAUUGAGAGAACUAGAUGACAAGAUGAAAUGGCUGAAAAACUUUGAUCGUCUCCUCGAGAUACAACGGAACAUCGUGUGGCCUUCGGUUCUGGAGCUCGACCCCAAGCAGUAUUUCCCGGAAUUUCUCAAGGCAGCCUUGUCCCGACAGCCUUGUGAGAGAUUGAUUGUGUCACCUCGCCGUCAGAUUCUGAUGGAAGGGCCACUCUUUCUGUUGGACUCGGGCAAACCCAUCGAUAUGUAUCUCAUUCUCUUCGACGAUCUCCUCAUUAUCACGCGGAGAAAGAAGUCUCUGUCCAAAAAGAAAUCCACUCUGACCGAAAACUGGGGCUCGGUCCGAUCCAGUAUGAAUGACUCGAGCAUGAAGUACAUCGUUCAUAAGCAGCCACUCUCGUUGGACCGAUUUUUCAUCCACGAGGUGGCGCCGCAAGAGGCCAUUGGCGCCAAACUGGAACACGCUUUUAUCCUCAUCUGUCUGAAUCGGUUUCAACAAAUAGUACAAGUUCACACGUUCCAGACCGAAACUGAGACGUUAAAGAAUGCUUGGUUGUCCAAAUUGAGGGAGGCCCAAGAGAUUUGGAAGCGGACUCUUCAGACCACCAUUUUCAAGGGCUCAACCUCAAGUUGUGGAGAUCAGGAUAUUUUAGGUGCCCAGAGCACCACGUCUCCCGAGGCGGCCAAAGGUGCGCCCACACUCUUGUAGGAUGGCGAUGGCGAUGACGAUGGCGGCGGUGGUGGUGGAAGUGAAGAGGAGCACCACAACCACCCACCAUCAGGAAGAAAUCCGCCAAAGAGGCACCCACACUCAUGUACGCGCUCGGACUUGAUGUUCCCGCCAAGCGAAUGAACGAACCAUUGAUAGCGGAUGGAUGGAUGGAUGGAUGGAUGGAUGGAUGGAUGGAUGGAUUGUGGAUGAGUGAAUGACACUUCCAGGAUCGAGGUCCUUUCUCUCCUUCUUCGUUUCUCUCUCCUUCCUUCUUGAACACUCGUUUCUUCUUCAGAUUGCCCCAACAAGGCAUUAUUUAUCUAUGAUGUCAUAAUGAGCAUUGUUAGAAACGAUUGUGUGGACCCGAUUUCCAGCGAAAGUGGCUUGAUCUGAGUUCUUUGCACGUCAAGUAAACUGGAAUUGUUUCUUUUUUCCGACAUUUGCUCCCACGAACGCUUUGUUCCCGAGGACGUCACAACAACGAUGAUCAAUACCACGCCGUUCUCGGUCAUUUCAAUGAAAGCAUCUUCUAACUGGCUACAUACCACUAGCUAGGGAGUCAGGUCAUCCUUUUCCUAGUCUUUUCUUCUUCCUCGUCUUCUCAUGGGAAACAAUACGAAUUACGCUUGAGUAAACACGGGCCAAUAAUGAAGCCUUCAUCUUCCCGUACCCACAACAGGCCAACUUUACAUUUAUACCACGCCAUCAUAUUUGGUCUGUAGUACAAACCCACGCCCUCUCCUCACGCCCACAGGACCGCUCUAUUGUCGUCUCUAGUGUAGUGACAUUAUUAGUUUUAUGUCAACGGAAAAUUGAUCUGAAAUCAUCAGGAAGUUCCUUGUGAUAUACGUAAGUAGUAACUACUAAACAUGAGUGUUUGACUGUAUAGGUCCGAGUGUAUAGAUAGAUUAUGCCAAAGAGAAACCGAAACCACCCUCUGAUCAAUCUCAGCGCUCUUUGCUCCCCUAACCAUCCACCCUUAUUCAUUUCUUUUAAUGUCAAUGUUAACCUUUCGCCCGCCCCAAAUCAAGAAAAGUAGCGACCCCCAAAGCAGAAAAUAAUCGAUUAAAAAAAAAAUCUGGCUACUACUUCAUAGGGUGUUCAUGUGAUACUAGAGUGCAACUACUAUUAUUACAACAACAAUAAUCAUCAUCACCAUCUUCACCAUAAUCAUCUUCAAACGUGGUAAAUGUCUAUACCCUGAUCAUUCUGUGUCCGCAAUCAUUUUUAGAUGUGACUGACGUAUUAUCAUCAUCAACACUUGUAAUGCUUUGAAGUAUUUUUCAAUCAAUGUGCAUUUCAUUUACCAGAAACUCAAGACGAUGUGGGCAUUUCAUUCGAGAUGCUACCCGACACAAUAAAGGACUAAAGAAAUACCAAUCACCCAAGAAA
Tigriopus californicus is the source of this 6870-nucleotide messenger RNA. RefSeq lists its product as uncharacterized. Gene Ontology annotation, molecular function: guanyl-nucleotide exchange factor activity. Gene Ontology annotation, biological process: Rho protein signal transduction. NCBI's taxonomy places the organism in Eukaryota, Metazoa, Arthropoda, Copepoda, Harpacticoida, Harpacticidae. The record is from RefSeq and is a predicted model, not a curated record. The transcript has 14 exons. Bases 1 to 5475 code for a protein of 1824 amino acids.